Cylicocyclus nassatus is the source of this 366-nucleotide messenger RNA. Lineage: Eukaryota; Metazoa; Nematoda; Chromadorea; Rhabditida; Strongylidae. The record is from the annotation of a GenBank genome assembly.
AUGAUGGGAUACCUCUGCACACUCUUAGCUCUCGUGUUUGUUACUCGCGCACAAAUCGAUGGAUUUAUCCCGAAAGAAAGAAACUGCAACAUAUCCGGGAAAUAUCCACGUGAUCCACAUCUCACUCUUAUAAUGGAACUCAUGUUCCAGGAAACGAUCUAUGACUGCACUCUCGCAGAUAUAGCUUCUCUACUUGUCAAUGAUUUCGGCUAUUACAAAGAAUACAAAGAAUGCUUUGAAAAGUCAGGCUCGAAAUGGACAGUAACCAAAACUUCCUACAAGAAUAAGCGUGAAAAAGAUCAGCGUCAAAUCUCCAAAAGACUCAGUAUGAGAGGAAUAUCGGUAAGCGUCGCCAUUUCGUUUUAG